AUGUCCACGCCGCGCAGUAACAGAGCACAAGGGCUGACCAAUAUGCUCGCGAGCGAAGUGCCGCCCCCCGUGCAAGUUCUCUCCGUCGGUUCGGGCGGGAUAUCGCUCGCGGACGGGCUCGUCCUGCGCGGGCCCGCCGUCUUCCUCGAGGGGCGCGUCUGGCUUUGGGACGUUCCAGUCUCGAAGAGUCGCACGGGGGAAGCUAGCUGGGAAGGCUGGGACCAGGACUGUUUUAAGCUGUUUGAGGUCGUCGUUCCCAGACCGGAGAUAUUGAUUGUUGGGACGGGGGAGAAGAUGUCACUGUUCCCGCCUGUUUUGAGGAAGUAUUUGAAUGGGCUGGGGAUACAAGUGGAUGCUAUGGACACGCGUAAUGCAUGCUCGACAUAUAACCUGCUCGCUGAGGAAGGCCGACAUGUGGCCGCAGCUGUCCUACCACCUAACCCAGCUGCAUGGCGUCGGUCACAAUGA
Molecule: messenger RNA, 468 nt
Organism: Coniophora puteana RWD-64-598 SS2
Lineage: Eukaryota; Fungi; Basidiomycota; Agaricomycetes; Boletales; Coniophoraceae
Product: DUF498-domain-containing protein
Exons: 3
Coding region: 1-468 (155 amino acids)
Biological process (GO): mitochondrial respiratory chain complex I assembly
Cellular component (GO): mitochondrial inner membrane
Source: RefSeq, a predicted model, not a curated record